Molecule: messenger RNA, 948 nt
Organism: Entrophospora sp. SA101
Lineage: Eukaryota; Fungi; Glomeromycota; Glomeromycetes; Entrophosporales; Entrophosporaceae
Source: the annotation of a GenBank genome assembly
AUGCAAAAAGAUAUUUUAAUAUUCAGUACUUUUAUUAAAUUAUUACUUUUCCCAACAUAUCGGUCAACCGAUUUUGAAGUACAUAGAAAUUGGUUGGCAAUAACACACAGUCUUCCCAUAUCCAAAUGGUAUUAUGAGGAUACAAGUGAAUGGACAUUAGAUUAUCCGCCAUUUUUCGCAUGGUUUGAAUGGGUUUUAUCAAAAUUUGCAACAUUUUAUGAUGAUGAGAUGGUUAAAGUCGAAAAUUCAAAUUAUUCAAGUCAAGAAACCAUUUAUUUUCAACGAACAACAGGCAAUGAUUUAUUAUGUGGGAUAACAUUUGCUAUUUUGUUGAAUUUCAAACAUAUAUUUCUUUAUCUUUCACCAGCAUAUUUUAUUUAUCUUUUGAGAAAUUAUUGUUUCAAAAAUACAACUGAUAUUAAAGAAUCUAAGAAUUUUUCCAUAAAGAAUUUUUUAAUCCUUGGUGCAUCUGUAAUUAUAAUAUUUUUAAUAUCUUUUGGUCCAUUCAUGUAUCUAAACCAAAUUGGUCAAGUGCUUGGUCGAUUAUUCCCAUUUAAAAGAGGACUUUGUCAUGCUUAUUGGGCUCCAAAUUUUUGGGCUUUAUAUUCAGCUUUAGAUCGAGUUUUAAUAGUCGCUGGCAAACAAUUGGGAUUGGAAUUAAAUGAAGCUGCAGUUGAUUCAGUCACAAGAGGUUUGUUUUCAUUAAUAAAAUUAUGGAAGUUCCCAACAUACAUGAAUUUCCUUAAAUCUUUGAUUUCUUGUGGUUAUAGUUCAUUUUUGUUUGGUUGGCAUGUACAUGAAAAGGCUGUUUUGUUGGUUUUAAUUCCUUUUAGUUUAAUUGUUAGUGAAAAUUAUCAUUUAUUACGUACAUUUAUGAUACUUUCUACUUCUGGAUUGAUUUCUUUACUUCCUCUACUUUUCAAAGCAACAGGUAAAUGUGAUAUUUAA